GUCAACCAAACACACAGACGACACAAAGCCGUCGUGCGACGUCGUUUCGCUCACUCCCAUUCCAUUCGUUCACUCUCCCAUUCCCCGCUAAUUGCGCCUGUUUGGUUGUCCCCUUUUCUGACCAAAGCUUCCAUUGCAGCACUGCAGAUAUCAGAAAUGGAUAGUUUUAGUUAAUUUCUACUUCCCUUUCGCAUGCCCGAACGACGACGACGGCGACACAUUGUCAGGCUCAGACACCUCCGCCGCCUACCAUGUCCGCCCUCGUCUUCAUCCUUGUCCUAAUCCUCCCUCCCGCCCUCUCCCUGUCCUCCUACCCUUACAAUUACACUCUCCACAUUGAUUGCGGCGGCCUGGUCAACACCACCGACGUUUUCCGGACAACCUGGCUCUCCGACCGCUUCUACUCCGGCGGCGCCGCCUCCAUCGUCUCCGAACCGCUCCGGUUCGUCCACCAGCAGGAGAAAAACCUCCGCUACUUCCCGAUUUCCUCCGGCAAGAAGAAUUGCUACUCGAUCCCCACCGGCGGCGGCGCCGCCGCCCGCUACUUCCUCCGCACCUUCAGCGUCUACGACAACUUCGACGGUAAGUCUCACUCCCCUUCCUUCGACGUCUCCGUCGAGGGCACUUUAGUCUUUUCCUGGAGAUCCCCUUGGCCCGAAUCCGUUUCCCGCUCCGGCGCCUAUUCGGAUCUCUUCUUCUCCGACGACGAUUCCGGCGCCGUCGACGUUUGCUUCUACAGCAUCGCCACCGAUUCUCCGGUCGUCGGCUCCGUCGAGCUGAUCCAAAUCGACCCUAACGCUUACAAUUUCUCGUACCCUAAGAAUUCCAGCUCCUACAUUCUGGUUAAUUAUGGAAGAUUCUCGUCCGGGUCGGAUCAAUGGGGCCCCGGAUUCACCAACGACACCGAUUUCUUCGGCCGGUCAUGGCAGUCGGAUUCCGAAUUCCGGCUGAAGCCAAUCGCAGCCGCCAAUGCGGCGGCGGUCCGAUCGAUUUCCGCCGGAAAAUCGAUAGCAAAUGCCGGCGUUAGCCCGAAUUAUUUCCCCGAAAAGCUCUACAGGACGGCGAACGCGGCGGAGGGCGAUAGCGGCGGAAUAUUGGAGUAUGAGUUGCCGGUGGACGCGAAGCUCGAUUACUUGUUGUGGUUUCAUUUUGCGGAGAUCGACGCCGCCGUGACGAGCCCCGGACGGAGGGUAUUUGACGUGCUCGUAAACGGGGAGAGAAUUAAUACGGUGGACAUUUUUAAGGAGGUCGGGGGAUUUGCCGCGUACGAUUUUAGUUAUGUGGUCAAGAAUUUGAGUAGCACUACUUUGAAUGUGAGGUUGGAGUCGGUGGUUGGCGCGCCCGUGAUUUGCGGGCUUGAGAAUUACGCGAUUGUGCCGGUUGAUCCGAGAACUAUUCCCGAUCAAGCUACGGCCAUGAAAGCGCUGAAAGAAUCGCUCCGUGUGCCGGACAGAAUGGGAUGGAACGGAGAUCCGUGCGCGCCUUCGACUUGGGAUGCUUGGGAAGGCGUGACAUGUCAUCCUACUAAGGAUGGAUCGAACCUCGUCAUCUCUCAAAUAGAUAUCGGGAGCCAAGGUCUAAAAGGCAGUAUCAGCGACCAAAUUGGCCUUUUGACUAAUUUGGUAAGCCUGAAUUUGAGUUCCAAUUCGGUGGGAGGUGAGAUCCCAUCGGGGCUCGGCGUAAAGUCUCUCGUGAAGCUGGAUUUAUCGAACAACAAGUUCACUGGUUAUAUACCCGAAAGUCUAACCUCGUCCAGCUUGCAGCUCGUGUUACUGAAUGGGAAUUCGCUCGAAGGACCCGUCCCCGACGAGCUAUAUUCCGUCGGAGUUCGGGGUGGCAAAAUAGACCUUUCUGGUAAUAAAGGAUUAUGUGGCGUACCGUCUCUUCCGAACUGUUCAUUGCUUUGGGGAAAAAACGGGAGAUUGUCUACCGGCGGGAAGGUGGCAAUUGGGAUCUCGUGUCUCAUUAUUUUCUCGGCAUUGCUGCUCGGGAUCGUAUACUACAUCAAGAAACGACGCAACGACUACGAUUUCGGUCUUCCAAACGAACUCAUUUCUUUGGCCGCGAAGAGGAACCGAUACCAUAGGCAGAAAUCAUUGAUGACGCUCGAAAUGGAGAGCCAACACGCGAAAGGAUUCAUACCUACGUACAACGUUAGCUGAUCCAGUUCGAUCUAAUCUAAUCUGAUCUGAUCUGAUUGACGACAUGAAUUUUUGGUAGGGGAUGAACUUCAUUCGACCGAUUGUGAUGUAGAUAGCGAUGGUCCAUUCGUCCCCCCGCCCGAAACAAAGAUUUUUAUAAAGGAAGAACAGCUAUAAAGGGAGUGCAGUAUUAUUGCUACGAAAAGAUAUAGCAUAGGUGACAUUUUCGACUUUUUUUUACGACGAAUCGGGCUAGCUCUUUCUUGUUUGUUUCUUUUUUGGGUGCAUUGUAUUGUAUUGUAUUGUAUGUCCGAAAGAUGUUUUUGUCCCCACAGUGUAUAUCAUAUUCGUAUUUGGUAAGAACCUUCUUAAUUCAUUGUUAAAAUUCAUCUAGGAACUUCAUUACACCAUUUGA
This is a messenger RNA of Andrographis paniculata, 2556 nucleotides long. Its product is annotated as receptor-like protein 4. The transcript is spliced from 9 exons. Bases 252 to 2162 code for a protein of 636 amino acids. Lineage: Eukaryota; Viridiplantae; Streptophyta; Magnoliopsida; Lamiales; Acanthaceae. The record is from RefSeq and is a predicted model, not a curated record. Gene Ontology annotation, molecular function: protein binding.